Messenger RNA from Dinoponera quadriceps, 564 nucleotides. RefSeq lists its product as uncharacterized. Gene Ontology annotation, cellular component: mitochondrion. NCBI's taxonomy places the organism in Eukaryota, Metazoa, Arthropoda, Insecta, Hymenoptera, Formicidae. The transcript has 3 exons. The coding region runs from base 129 to 473 and encodes 114 amino acids. The record is from RefSeq and is a predicted model, not a curated record.
UAAUGAACUAUAAUGGUGGAAUGACACAGUGCGUGAAUGCCUAAAGGGAACGCAGCUCUAGGUGGUCGAAAAAGUAGAAGGAAGUUAAGAUUGAAGUGGAUUGAAGAAAUAAAAGAUCGACAGGAAUUAUGUCUAACAAAGAUACAUACAAUCUUUCGCCGGAACAGCAAGAAAUUAGUCGAUGGAGAGACGCAAAACGGCAGCAGUUGCGUGAAAUGUACCUGAGAGAUUCGGGACACCCGACAAAAUCCCUUCUUUGUGAUACAGGAAUAUACAGAUUUGCAUCUGCAAAUGCAACAGUAGCGAAACGUUUCGUACCCACAGCAAAGAAUUUUUUAAUAAAAUCUACGAUUAUCGGCAGUUCCAUUUUUUUCACUUGGUAUAUAUUCACCAAGGAAAGGAGCGCACGGGAACAUCUAUAUUCCACCGGGCAAAUCAGUUAUGCAGAUAGAGAAAAUAAACUUUUAAAUUAAAUAACUAGUUAUCUCAGUAAUGUAUAAGUGAAGUCAAUGUCUCAGUUAAUGCUGAAUUACAUGGAAAAAUAAAUGAUGGAAACUAAACCGA